Rotaria sp. Silwood1 is the source of this 1299-nucleotide messenger RNA. The record is from the annotation of a GenBank genome assembly. NCBI's taxonomy places the organism in Eukaryota, Metazoa, Rotifera, Eurotatoria, Philodinida, Philodinidae.
AUGUCAUAUGGAUAUCAAACUCCUUUACAAAUGAGGUCAAGACCAACUUUAUUACAACAAGAACCAAUUCCAAUGUUGAUUACUUCUCGACAACCAUUUCAACCAAUACCAAUAACACCACAAUAUAAAGAUCAUUCGCUUGGAUAUACUAAUUCAUUAAAAAACAAUCGAAUUGCACCACAACAAUUAGAUUAUAAUUCAUAUUCACAACCCAAUAAUUCUUUUCGAGCUCCAUCAUCAAAAGCACUUAUUCAACCAUCACAAAUGUAUUCACUAAAACAACCAGCAAUAGAUACAAUCUAUCCUUAUAAUUCAAAUCAAUCAUAUUAUCCACAAAAUAAGUAUAUGGAAGAAAAUGUUUAUCCUAAUGAUGAUCUUCAACAAAAUAAUAAACCCACUUCAUGUUGUUGGCAACCAUUAUGUUUUGGUUUAACACGUUUUACUGGUGGAAUUCUAUUUGGAACUAUAAUUAUACUUGGUAUUGCAUCAAUUGGUGGUCUUAUUACUUCAAUUAUUUUAUAUAUUCAAGAUCCACAAUCAGAUUCACAAUGGAAAAUUUUAGGUAUUGUUGUCUGUGCUGUAAUGUUAAUAACAACACUUAUAACAUUAUGUAUAUUUAUUUAUUGUUAUAAAACUGGUCGUAUUGGUAAUAAGAGAAAUAAAAAUAAUUUAACAACACCAGAAUAUAAUCAAAAAAAUGAUUUUGGAAAUGGAAAUAAUUAUAAUCGGUCAUAUGGAAUGAUGCAAAAUAUUUCACCUUUCUCACAAUAUGAAGAUAUUAUUUAUGUUGAAGAUAAACAAACAAAUACUGAAAUAACAAUGUCUCCUUUACGACCAAGAGAUUGGAAACAGGGAGUUUGGCCAGGAAAGAAUGCAUAUGGAGGUUUAUCUUAUCGUCCAUUUGAAAAACCAAAUAUGGUUAAUCAUUUUAUACAAACAUUGUCAAAUGACAACGAUCAAAUAAUAUCACAACCAAAAAAUAAUGCAAUUAAUGUUAUACCGAGAACGAUUAUUCGAUUACCAGAAAAUUAUCAUCAAUAUGAUGAAGAUCAAUAUCCAAGUCGUUUUAUUGAACAAAAACGACAAUAUAGUGUUGUUGAAAAAAUUAUUGAAAGACCAAAAGGACUAUCAACAGAAGAAUAUAUAGAAUUUACUGAAUUAAAAAAAAAUGAUGGAGAACAAAUUGAAAACGGACGAAAAAUCAAACGAUUUAAUAAUGUUUCUGUUAAACGUAUUAAAGCAAUUGAAAAACCAGAUGAUGUUCAAGAUAAUUUGAAUACUGAUCAUUUUUAUCAAUAA